AGGAGGGGAGCAGGGGAGGAGGGGGGAGAGCAGGAGUCGGAGGAGGUGAUCCAGGAGGAUCCAGCCCUCCUCCAGAAAGCAGCUGGAUCCAGCAGCAGCAGCCCAGGCGGAGGACAGACGGAGCUGCUGACACCAUGAUGGAGAGGAACCUUCCGCGGCUCUGCUUCCUGCUCUGGAUCUCAGGCACAUGGGCUCAGACUCAGAACAUGGAGGUGGUCAAAGGGAAGCUGGUGACGCUACAGGCCUCCUACAAUGAAGACCUGACCGAUGGUACUGUGGUCUGGAACUUUAUGACGGACAGCAUCGAUACGGUCAUCAGCUACACCAAAGGCUCUAUCAAUGAGGGCAGUGACCAGUUCAGGGGCCGCGUUGGCUUUGUCAAGGACAUGCCCUCAAGUGAUGUGUCGCUGUUCAUCAACAACACCCGGGAGUCUGACUCCGGGCGCUUUGUGUGUCAGGUCAUCAGUCCCGGUGGUUCUGCUAAGCCUGCUGAGAUCUUGCUGGAUGUGAAAGUCCCCCCCGCUGUUCCCACCUGCUCCCUCUCUGGGAAGCCUGUGCUGAAAGGAAAUGUGACUCUGACCUGCAAGUCGAGUGCUGGGAAGCCAGUCCCACUGUACAAGUGGAGGAGAACCAGUCCAACCUCUGAAGUCUUCUUUGCACCGAUGCUCAAUGAGAACACUGGGACUCUGAAGCUGAGCAACCUGAGCGGCAACAUGUCGGGGAAGUACGUGUGCGUCGCCAGCAACUCGGCAGGCAGCGAGAACUGCUCCAUCAGCCUGGACAUCAUUGACAACAAUAAGGUUGGAGUGAUCGUUGGCGCCACAGUUGGAUCCGUCCUCGGGUUCAUCUUCCUCCUCUGUGUCUGCGCCGGGUUUCUGUUCGUCUUCAAGAGGAGAAGAGACAGAGAGGACGACAUGGCCAACGACAUCAAGGAAGACGCUCAGGCUCCCAAACGAGUUUCCUGGGCAAAGAGCGGCAUCGGCUCUGAUGUCAUCUCCAAGAACGGCACGCUGUCCUCCAUCGCCUCCAGCUCCCGCCACAGGGAGCCCUCCGCCCACCUGAACAACCACCACCUGCAGCAAUACCCCCAGCACCCUGCCUCAGACACCGCCUCCAUCAUCACCGCUACAGGCAGCGCGGCCGGCUACAGGCCGCCCCGCCACCAGGGGGCGGCCACUCCCACUCAUUUCAGCUACAACCACAGCAGCACGCUGCCCCACGGACAGCCCACCUCCUCCCAGGCCGCCAACGGGGUUCAGGAGCGCUACGGCCAUCUGCCCCAGGCCCAGGAGCUGGCGCAGGCCUACAGCCAGCUGCAGAGGCAGUUCCAGCCCGCUCCGUCCCCCCCACCGCUGCCCACCUCCACCAUCACAGCCUCCAACAUCAACCGCAUGGGAGGGGUGCCCAUUAUGGUGCCUGCACAAAACCAAGCCGGCUCUCUGGUCUAGAAGAAGUGCCAUAAAUGUUGGACUGUUACAGUCGCUCUGCGCUGGACUCUUUAUGUUUUAAUGAAUUAGCAGAUAGGAGGAGAAGAAGAAGAACAGCAGGCUGCCCUGAUGCGCUGUUUACUCGCUUUGGUUUCACUCUUUUAUAUAUUCUGUUCCCACUAAUUAUUUUGAUAUGAUCCUUUUUUUACUUUUUUUAUUAUGAUUCUAUAAGUUUUCUGCUUUCUUCAAACAGCAGCCAUGUUGUUUUUUAGAAGAGUUUAUUUUUUCCAAAUCUCCUUAAAGAUGAAACAGGAAGUGGAGAGACUCCACCGACCGCCGUCACCUGAUGCAACCUUAAAAAAGAGGAUGGUUAUGAAUCAUCCCUGCAGGGUCUGGAUUGGUUGAAGCUUGGCUCCUGCUGGAACGAUGCCCCCUGCUGGGGAGGGGUGGAGAAACUCCUGAGCCACAAAGCAGGUUUUUUCUCAAUAGAAGAAAUUCUUCUUAGGGGAAGAAUCUUCUUCGGUGCUGAGAAGGAAGGGAAACUGAUUGAACAGUGAGUCUCAUCAUCUAAGGCCAUCUGCGGCAGCCGGAGCUAACAUUAGCCCGUCUGCGGCAGCUGGAGCUAACGUUAGCCCGUCUGCGGCAGCUGGAGCUAAC
Molecule: messenger RNA, 2084 nt
Organism: Cyprinodon tularosa
Lineage: Eukaryota; Metazoa; Chordata; Actinopteri; Cyprinodontiformes; Cyprinodontidae
Gene: esama
Product: endothelial cell adhesion molecule a
Exons: 7
Coding region: 135-1448 (437 amino acids)
Biological process (GO): homophilic cell-cell adhesion
Cellular component (GO): plasma membrane; adherens junction
Molecular function (GO): cell-cell adhesion mediator activity
Source: RefSeq, a predicted model, not a curated record